Mauremys reevesii (Reeves's turtle) is the source of this 2486-nucleotide messenger RNA. It is a transcript of the gene PYROXD1, whose product is annotated as pyridine nucleotide-disulphide oxidoreductase domain 1. The transcript is spliced from 12 exons. The record is from RefSeq and is a predicted model, not a curated record. Bases 75 to 1580 code for a protein of 501 amino acids. NCBI's taxonomy places the organism in Eukaryota, Metazoa, Chordata, Testudines, Geoemydidae. Gene Ontology annotation, molecular function: flavin adenine dinucleotide binding; oxidoreductase activity.
GAGGUUUGAGCUCCGCCGCGCACCGUAGCCAGGGCUCUUCCCACCCUCUGCUGUCGCCAGGUCCGGGCGUCGAGAUGGCGGCUCCCCUCCCCGCGCGGAGCCGGUUUGUGGUGGUGGGAGGGGGGAUUGCGGGAGUCACCUGCGCCGAGCGGCUGGCUACAGAAUUUCCAUCAGAAGAGAUUCUCUUAGUAACAGCUUCUCCGGUUAUAAAAGCAGUAACAAAUUUCAAACAGGUCUCCAAAACACUAGAGGAAUUUGAUGUUGAAGAACAACCAAGCACUAUGUUAGAAAAACGGUAUCCCAACAUUAAAGUUAUAGAGUCUGGAGUGAAACAGUUGAAAAGCCAGGAGCAUAAAAUUUUCACAGAAGAUGGCAAACAGUGUAUAUAUGAAAAACUUUGCCUAUGUGCAGGAGCAAAACCUAAGUUAAUUUUUGAAGAAAACCCAUAUGUAUUAGGAAUCCGGGAUACUGACAGUGCUCAGGCCUUUCAGAAUCAUUUGGCUAAAGCUAAAAGAAUAGCAGUUGUGGGAAAUGGUGGCAUUGCACUCGAAUUAGUGUAUGAAAUUGAAGGAUGUGAAGUGCUUUGGGCCAUCAAAGACAAAGCCAUUGGGAAUACUUUCUUUGAUGCGGGAGCAGCUGAAUUCCUUAUUCCAAAGCUAACAGCUGAGAAAUUAGAGACUGCAAUUGCAUGUAAAAGAACCAAAUAUACGACAGAAGGAAGUGAGAAGGAAGAAGGAAGUGUGGCAGCAGCUGACAAACUUGGCACUGCCUUAGGCCCUGAUUGGCAUGAGGGCCUACAUCUUAAAGGAACUAAAGAGUUUUCUCACAAAGUUCACAUUGAAACACUGUGUGAAAUAAAGAAAAUAUAUCUUCAGCAAGAAUUCAAGCAGCUGCAGAAGACCUCUUUGUCUUUUCCUAAAGACAAUUCAGAUAACCAGAAUGCACACCCAGAUGAAGAGCUGUGGCCUGUAUAUAUGGAAUUAACCAAUGGGAAGAUAUAUGGCUGUGAUUUCAUUGUCAGUGCAACUGGAGUUGUGCCAAAUGUUAAGCCAUUUCUUGAUGGUAAUAAUUUUUCUCUAGGUGAAGAUGGCGGUCUGAAAGUGGAUAAAUAUAUGCACUCUUCAGUAGCAGAUAUCUAUGCAGCAGGGGAUAUCUGCACUGCAUCGUGGGAACCUAGUCCAGUGUGGCAACAGAUGAGGCUUUGGACCCAAGCUAGACAGAUGGGAUGGUAUGCAGCAAAGUGCAUGGUAGCAGAUUUUUUAGGGGAAUCUAUUGACAUGGACUUCAGUUUUGAACUCUUUGCUCAUGUUACAAAAUUUUUCAAUUAUAAGGUGGUGCUUUUGGGAAAGUACAAUGCUCAGGGUUUGGAUUUAGACCAUGAACUAAUGUUGAGGUGCACCAAAGGGCAAGAAUAUGUUAAAGUGGUGAUGCAGAACGGACGAAUGAUGGGAGCUGUAUUGAUCGGUGAAACAGACUUAGAAGAAACCUUUGAAAACUUGAUUUUAAAUCAGAUGGAUCUUUCAGCAUAUGGGGAAGAUCUUCUAAAUCCAAAUGUUGACAUAGAGGAUUAUUUUGACUGAAACAAAAACACUGCUCUCCAUGAUUUUAUUUAGAGUUUGGACUUUCCGUGCUGUGGUUUAUAUAACAAUUUACAGAAAUUAAGUAACCAGGUGUAAUUACAAUUCUGGAGUGAAGAUACUGUGCUGGUGCUGCCAGGCACUAAGAGGCAGUUGGGAGAUAUGUGCUGAAAUGGAGCAGCACAAAAAAAAGUAAAAAAUUUUUUGGCAUAUCAGGGCAAAGUGUAUAUAAGUCUACUGUAAAUCAGAUUGAGAGUUUUUUUUAAAAACAGGAAUUUUUCACAUUUUAGUAAUAUAGUACUUGAAAACCUCCAACUGCUUCAACCUAAUUGGAAUUAUAUAGUGUUUGACAACUGGCUUUUCCUUCCUUGUCAUUCUUAACCUAACAAAUCCAGUGUGGUGGGAGUACUGCGCUGGCUUGUCCUAGAAGUGCCUGAUAGCAACUUUGGGCAGGUAGAGCACAAAGGCAUUUAAAGAAAGAGGUAGCAGUCACUGCAUUUUCAGUGUCACCUGCAGGAAGACUUGCAUUAACAGGAUCUCCGGGAGGAGCCUUACUCUUGGUAACUGGCACAUCAUGUCAGUUUGGGCAUUAUACAGAUUUUCAUUGGCCCAUUCCCAAAGGGGAAGUCCAGGCCACGCACUAAGUUCUUUGUGGCCCCUUGUGUCCAAAUGUGUGUGCAGGUUUUUCCCAGGUAACUGACAUGGGCAUUUAAGAAAGACACUUUUAAAGUGGGCUUGUUUUUGUUAGACUUUUUUUCUCCCUCAGACUUAUUUGCACUUUAUUUCCAGGGAGGAGGUUGUGGAGGUUUUAAAGCCUAAAACUUGUACUGUAGCAAUUGCCAAUGGAAUAUUUAAUUUUGAGCUGAAAAAUUAUUUCUGCCACUAAAAUAAAUGUACUGUAACAAUCUA